Cucurbita pepo subsp. pepo (vegetable marrow) is the source of this 1709-nucleotide messenger RNA. Its product is annotated as transcriptional regulator STERILE APETALA. The record is from RefSeq and is a predicted model, not a curated record. NCBI's taxonomy places the organism in Eukaryota, Viridiplantae, Streptophyta, Magnoliopsida, Cucurbitales, Cucurbitaceae. Gene Ontology annotation, molecular function: protein binding.
AAGAAUCCCCAACACACCCUUCUUGGGACCCUCACUUGGUGUCUUUAUCCAAACCCUUUUUGUCCUGUUUUUUUCUUCCCUCUUCCCAUUUCUCUCUUCUCCUCUUCUCUUCUAAACUAAAGCUCAUUUUCUUGUUAUUAAAUUUUGUUUUCUUGCUGUUCCAUGUCUUCCUCCGCCCCUUCUUCCUCCUCUUCUGGUGGCGGCCGACGGCGGAGGGGCGGUGGGGAUUUUGAUGGUCCUUCUUCAUCUCGCCGUCGUGCCACCAAUGAGGUUUGGCCUGAGCCAUUUAUUGAAGCACUUGCUACUCAAGUUGCCAUUGAUGCUUCUCGCUCUCUUGGAAGAAUCCAUGCUGCUGCUGCUCUUUCUAAUGUCUUUCAGGUCUGUUCCACCUGGCGUGCUGUGUCUCGGUCUGAGCUGCUGUGGCAUCGUUUGACCACUCAGAUAUGGGGUCGGACCGACCGUCUGCUCGACACUUGGCGAGAUGAGUACGUGUAUUGGCACACUACAGCUUGUAAUUUCCGUACUCAUAGAUCUCUCCAUACUGUUCUUCAAUUUGAUCAGUCUGAUGUGGAUGAACCUGAUAGUCUGAUGUGUCGUUGCCUUGCUAUCUCCUUGCGCCACUUGGCUUGUGGAUUUGCUGAUGGUACUGUUCGUUUGUUUGACCUUGCCACGCGUGUCCAUGUCACUACGUUUCGUCCCCACCACCGUGACCGUCUUGGGCAAUUCUCACGCGCCGUCUCUGGCAUUGUGAUUGCUGAUGCUCGUAUCGUCUUUGCGAGCAUUGACGGCGACAUUCACAUUGGAGUUAUUGACCGUACCCCUGCUGCUAUAUCGCCCACGCGCCGGGUACAUGAAGGCAAUGUGAUGAAUGAUGGUGUGUUGGUAGACUUUGCUGGGUGUGACCGGUGGUGGGUUGGGCUGUAUGCUGGUGUACCUGGCCGUGCAUUCCACAUAUGGGAUGGGAACAGUGAAGAACUUGUGUUCGUAGGUGGGUCGCUGACCGACCCAGAAUCUGUAACGGGGUGGCACAUGUUAGCGGAGCCAAUGGAGCAAGUCGGCCGGGUACGGGUGUCGAGUCGGGAAUCGGCAGUGGCCUGCACUAGCCUACAGCUCAUGGUUUUGGACUUGAGAAAUCAAGUAGUAUUAAACGAGGAGGAAAAUGGGGUGGUAUGGAUAGUAACAUCGAUGGACGUAAGCAAUGAGACAUACAUAGUGGUGGACGGACAUGGUGUGGCUGUGGUACGACGAGUGGACACAAUGGAAGAAGUUUGUACGUUCACAGUAACAGGGGCGGCUCAGAGAGGGGCUGUGGGCUGCAUGAACAUGGGCUAUGCUGUGAUGAGCUCCGGUGGGGCGAUAAGGGUUUGGGAAAUAGAGCAUGGCCAGUAUCUGUACAGGUUUAGAGAGAGGAUUGGGGCUGCCAAUGCUGUCGUUGCCAAUGACCGAUACGUGGCGGCCUCUGGGUUCGACACGACGUUACAUUUGUGGGAUUUUGGUGCAUAAUCAAACAAUGUAGUAGAUUGGUUCCUGGGGGAUGUGUACAGUUCGGCAGUGAUGGGGUUUCAUUGAAUGAUUGGAGUGCAGAAGGACGGGUCUUUAGUGUUCAUGGGUGAUCUAAAUCAUGGUCCUUUCUUUCCAUUUUCUUUGUCGGGGGAGAAGAAGGAAAUUUUAUUCCGAUUCAUUGUUUUGAACAACGUAUUUUCAUUUCA